Diabrotica virgifera virgifera (western corn rootworm) is the source of this 7013-nucleotide messenger RNA. Its product is annotated as zinc finger protein 501-like. The record is from RefSeq and is a predicted model, not a curated record. Gene Ontology annotation, cellular component: nucleus. The transcript is spliced from 2 exons. Gene Ontology annotation, biological process: regulation of transcription by RNA polymerase II. Gene Ontology annotation, molecular function: RNA polymerase II cis-regulatory region sequence-specific DNA binding; DNA-binding transcription activator activity, RNA polymerase II-specific. Bases 162 to 1538 code for a protein of 458 amino acids. NCBI's taxonomy places the organism in Eukaryota, Metazoa, Arthropoda, Insecta, Coleoptera, Chrysomelidae.
AACGUUUUGUUGAUCUUGAUGUCUUGAUCACAUAUCACAUGUUGAUUCCCUUGCCCUUCGUCCAGUUCCAGUUUAUCUUUAUAAAUUAUCUUGACAUUGCACUAUCACUAUUUUUAUAGUAGGUACAUAUUACCAAUUUACCAAAUAAUUUUUAGGUUUUUAUGCAUAAAACCUGGUUUAAUAAAAUGGAAGUAAAACAAGAAUUUGGUGAAGGCGAAGGCACCUGUAAAAUAGAAAUAUUUUCUAAUGAACCCGAUGAUGUUCUUGUAGAUAGCUUUAAAAAUGAAAUUAAAGAGGAGCCCUGUAGUGAUAGCGCAGAUAGUGAAGUUGACUUAAAUCAGUGCUUCUUAAAGACUAAAAUCAAAGGUGAAAAUAAACUUUUGCCAUUUGAAGAAAAACAAACAAAGGAAAAGGGCUUUUCCCAAGAUGACACUUUGGAAGUUACGAAACCAAUAGACUUACAUUUAUGCAAUAAAGAAAAAACUACGGGCCGACCUUCUCAAGAAAAAACAGUAAAUUGUGAAAUAUCUGCAAAGCAUUUUGCUACAAAAAAUGAUUUCAAUCAACACAUGAAAAUUCAAUCUGGAGAUAGACCGUACAAUUGUGACAUUUGUUUUAAGCAGUUUUCUCAGAAAGUUCAUUUGAAAACACAUUUGAGAUUGCACACUGGAGAAACGCCUUACAAGUGUGAAAUAUGUUUGAAGCAGUUCACUCAUAAAAUUUCUUUAAAUACGCAUAUUCAAAUUCACGCUGGAGAAAAACAAUACAAGUGCGAAAUUUGUUUUAAGCAGUUUACUACAGCAAGUCGUUUGAAAACACAUUUAAGAGUGCACACUGGAGAAAAACCUUACCAGUGUGAAAUUUGUUUUCGACAGUUUUCUGAUUCAACUUAUUUAAAACGACAUAUAAGACGGCACAUAGGAGAAAAACCGUACAAGUGUGAAAUUUGUUUUAAGCAGUUUACUCAAAGAAUUUCAUUAAAUGAACACUUAAGAAUUCACACUGGAGAAAAACCAUACAAGUGCGAAAUUUGUUUUAAACAGUUUACUAAAGCAGGUAACUUGAAAAGUCAUACGAGAUUGCACAUUGGAGAACAAUUUUACAAGUGUGAAAUUUGUUGUAGACAGUUUACUCAAAGACAUUCAUUAAAAGAACACAUGAGAAUUCACACUGGUGAAAAACCAUACAAGUGUGAAAUUUGUUUUAAACAGUUUAUUAAAGCAAGUAAUUUGAAAACACAUUUGAGAGUGCACACUGGGGAAAAACCUUACAAGUGUGAAAUUUGUUUUAAGCAGUUCAGACAAAAAAUUGCUUUGGAUGCACAUAGAAAAAUUCACACUGGAGAAAAGCCUUACAAGUGUGAAAUUUGUUUUAGGCAGUUUACUCACAGAAAUUCAUUACAUCAACACAAGAAAAGUCAUAUGAGAUUGCACACUGGAGAAAAACCAUCAUCAGUGGUGUCACAGCUCUUUAUGAGCCAAAGCCUUCUUCAGAACAAUCCUCCAUUCGCCCCUGUCUUAGGCAACUCUUCUCCAUGAUCUAAUUCCAAUACAGUACAAUUCCUCUUAACCGGUCACCUCGGGACUUCAUACCUGGCCGGUUGCCGUUUUGGCCGGUUAAUCCGAAGUGUACUUUACUUGCAUACAUAUGUACAUAUAAAAAAAUUAAGAAGUAUUUUUUAGAUAUUUAUGUACAUAUUUCAUAUGUAUUUACAUACAUUAAUGUGCUACAUACAUCAACAAAUAUGUACAAGUUUAAAAAGUAAUUAUUUUUAAAAAAGUCCGUAAUUUUCUUCUGCUUUUUAACCUUCAGUGAAUUUCUGUAUGCGACAUCCCUCCAUUUUCUAAUCACCAAAACAUCUAAUGCUGUUGACUCAUGUUGCUGCUCAAUGUAUUUUAAUGCAAUUUCCAUUGCAUUUUUGGCUUCUUCGUGAGAAACCGUUUCCUCUCCUUCAACCUCACUACUCUCAUCAUAUUCCUCUGGUUCUUUGGUUGCUACAUCUAUAAUUUCGUUAUCAUUCAAAAAUUCAUUUUCAAGCUGAUCAUCACAGUUUAUCAUCCAAUUUUCCACAUCUUCUGGCUGUAAUGCUUCGUUACCCGAUAACUUUUGAAGGUCUUGUAGAGUGGAUUUGUUUUCUUCUUCUUCAGUCCCUGCAAUAUUCGAGAUCACAACUAGAUUCUCAACAUCUGGCCAAAGUUUUCUCCAAGAUUUAACAAACGUUGAAGAGGGCAUUUCUUGAAAUGCUGUAGCUAACAUAUAGAUAACGUCCUUGAUAUUGAUAUUUUUGAUGACUUCUAAAAGACUUUUGUCUUCACUCUCCGAAUGUUGCAGAAUUUCAGAAACAAGUUUACGCCUGUAUCGUCUCUUUAAGCUUUCGAUCACUCCUUGGUCCAUCGGUUGCACUAAGCUUGUCACAUUUGGAGGAAGAAAAACUAAUUUUAUGUCAUCUACAUCGCAGUCAUGAGGAUGGGUUGGAGCAUUGUCUACCACUAGAACUGCUUUGAUAGGCAAGUUUACACUUUUUAAACGUUUUUUAACUUUUGGAACAAACUCUAAAUUAAACAAGUCUGAAUUCAUCCACGCUGAUUUUUGUGACGUAUAAUAGACCGGAAGGGAAGAUGGAUUCAAGUUUUUGAAUGCCCGUGGUUUAGCAGACUUGCCAAUAACGAAAAGAGGAAUUUUGUGAGUCCCUGUUGCAUUCGAACAAACGGCCACUGUAGUACGUUCUUUGUUCUUUGUAAAGCCAGAAGCAGACUGUUCAUGACUACCUAGAAAAGUUGUUUCUGGUAACAUUUUAAUGUUUAGCCCGGUCUCGUCCAUAUUAUAAACUGGUUCUGGAGAUAAUUUCUCUGUUUCAAUCAUUUCACCAAACUUAAUCUUGAAUUCUGUCGCACCAGAAGAAUCAUCAGACAGUUUUUCUCCACUUACGUGUGCGAAAUGAAUUCCGUGUGCUUCUUCCAUCGAUUAAGCCAACCAUCACAUGCCACAAAUUCGCCUCCAUUAUUAAUCUUCUGGUGGAUAGCCAAAGCUUUUUCUUUCAAAAUUGGGCCGCCAAUCAGUGUACCUCUUCGACGUUCCUGAAGAAACCAGAUCCACAAAGCUUCAUCGACGACCUCGCAAAUCGAUUUUUUUCUCGUACAACGGCUACCCAGAUUUUUAUCAGAUUCCAUUUUCGAGCAAAACUCCUCAAUGGACCGUCUAUCUCUUCGCCAGUCAUUUACAGUGCUUUUUCCAACAUUAAAUUCUGCACAUAUUUUCGCCACGGAUUCACCAUUAUCAAUCCGCUUUAGCACUUUUAAACGUGUCUCCAUCGAAACCACAAUUCGUUUACGCUUUGCACUCAUUGGGAAAGUAUGUUAUGUACGUGCGUACCCACAGCAGAAACAAACCAAACUGAUCAAAACGACAAGUACACAGUUUAUCGAACGUCGCGAAAACACGUCCACACUCCACACACUAAAGUCGAUUGACUGCUCUUUCAUGUUUGCCGUCGGUUACCGUCCGGGGAAGCCGAAUCGCCUCGCCGCGCCGGUGAAUUUCUUGGCGUUCGGCUGUUGUAAACAGGCCGGUUAAUCCGUUGACCGGUUAAUGCGAAGCCGGAAUUAUACUGUAGAUUAUAAAUCAUUGUUCAAGUUGUCUUGGUACCUAAGUCUCGGUCUUCCUCUUUCUCGUUGUCCUAUCGGUCUUCUUCGGUCAAAAACUUUUCUGACUAUGGCACCUUCCUCUCGCCUGAUUACAUGCCCUAUCAAUUUAAGGCGUGCUACCUUAACGAAUUUUACACCUUAAGGUUCUCCAAAACUUCUAUAAAACUGAAAGUUGUAACGACUGCGCCACAAACCUUGUUCGUUUAUCCUCCAUAUAUUCUUCUUUUUUUCGAUUUUUCGCUCGAAACGUUUGAGCAGUUCUUGGUCAUUUUGUGUAAGUGACCAAGUUUCUGAACCAUAUGUUAGCACUGGUCUCAUUAGUGUUUUAUAGAUAGUCAAUUUAAUUUUUCUAGGUAGUUUUAAGGCCAUCUGUUUUCUUGAGCCAUAGUUACACUUAUUGACGAGCACUAUUCUUUUAAUUUCUUCACUGACAUUGAUAUUUUUAGGUAGCAGCGAGCUUAGUUAUAUGAACGUGGCGACACCUUCGAGUUCUAGGUCGUCAAUUAUUAUUCUUGUAGGUGUCGGGUUGCUUGCCCUAGUGCAACACAUAUAUGUAUUUGGUCUUUUGAACAUUUAUAUUUAGUCCCAUUCUCUGUGCAGAUGCUCUUAACGCAAUGCUUCAGUCAGAGCUUCUGUGAACCUGUCUAUGUUCUCUCCGAGAAUUUGUACUGAUUUGUUUAGAUAGUACCAUUCGUAUUAAUCUGGGAGAAAAAUCAGUUCAUUCAAGCAAAUAAUUUGAAAUAACAUUUGAGUGUGCAAACUUGAGAAAAGCCUUACAUAUGUGAAAUUUGAUUUAAGCAGCUUUCUCGGUCAAAUCAUUUGAAACGACUUACGAGAUUACAUACUGGAGAUACUCUAAAUGAUACAGCUAUCAAAUAUAACAACAACCCCAAAUAUCUAGGCCUCAUACUUGAUAGAACACUCACCUUCAAAAGUCAUCUUACAAACGCAGCCGGUAAACUGAGAACAAGAAUCUAUAAUAACAAAACUUGCUGGAACAACUUAAGGCACUUCUGCACACACACUUCGGACCUCUGCUCUAGCUUUGGUUUUUUCAGUGGCAGAAUAUUGUACACCAGUAUGGCUAAAUAGUGCACAUAAAAACAAAAUCGAUGUCCCCCUUAAUCAAACCAUGAGAAUAAUCACUGGAACAAUAACAUCCACCCCAGUGAGAUGGCUCACUACUUUGAGCAAUAUUGCUCCGCCAGAUCUACGCCGUAGAGCAGCAUUAGUGAGAGAGUACCAGAAAAUUGUAGCCAACGUACAAUUACCAAUACAUCAGAUAUACCACACAGCUCAAAAGAGCACAAGCGACUGACAUCUUGAAAUCCUCAAAUCAGAUCUGCACGAAAAAUUGCUGAUUCUUAUGAUAUACAUAGGCAAUGGUUAAUUGCAGAUUAUAUUCAGAUAUCCACCCCAAUUCAAGGUUUCAUCGGAUCAAAUCUGCCCCGGUCCACCUGGACGAGGAUUAAUCGCAUACAUACAUGAGACAUGGUAAAUGUGUUGAUUUGCUAUUCAAAUGGGGUCGUGCGGAAAGUCCACAGUGCGAUUGCGGAUCAUCUAGACUAGACUCUAGACCAGGGGUGGGCAAAUACUUUUAAGCGCGGGCCAAAAUGAAAUAUUCAAAAUGUCCCCGGGCCGGAGGACUAUACCCAGUAUGUACGCUAAUGUUUUUGGUGGAGGUUUUUCUCUGGCCAAGAAAUUUUUUUGACAAAAAUACGUUAAGUAUCAUUUUAAAGCAUUUGGAGAAAGACAUUUUUGACUGUUAAUAAUAAUAAUAAAUUGUCUUUCUGGUGUGUACAUGCGAAGAAUUUGUUCCCAGUAAAAUUACGAAAUUUUUAAUAUGGUCCAUUAUAUUAUUAAGCCAUAACAAGAAUCCAGAUAAAAAAUGAACUUCAGAAAUUUGAUCAAGAAUGGAGUAAUCAAGGGCAGCCUUUUUGAAGAUGAGAAAAUUUCUGAGGAACCAAAGACUCAAUCUGCAAAUCUGUUAUCGGAUGGUAAAAUGUUAUGUCAAGUCAACCAUCAUAGAUGAAAUUCAAAGGAGGCAACUGAUCUGGUAUUGUCAUGUACGACGUCAAUGGACGACGACAGGCUGCCAAAACAUAUUUUAAAAUGGACGCCAAGGAAAAAGAAGGAAGAAAGGAACGCCGAAACAAUCCUGGCUAGGCGGCAUUCAGAAGGCAAUGUCGGAAAGGAACCUUCACCCUGACGAAUGUAACGACGGACGAAGCUGGAAACUGGGAACCGAAAUCCGGGAUAAUAAUAAAAAUGUUAUGUCCACUCUAUUCUUCUUUAUUGGAUUGUUAAUGCUGACUUAAUGAAAAAGCUGCAAGCUUUUGACAUGUGGCUUUUUAGGGGAAUUUUGAAAAUACCAUGGACCGAUCAUAUUACGAACGAAAUGGUGUUGCACAGAAUGGAAAAGGAACAGAGAACUUUUGACCAUCAUUAAAAGUAGAAAGACAGCAAUGAGAAAGGGCACAUACUUAGAAAUGAUAACGCAAGUAAGUUGUUGCAGCAGCUGAUUAUGAAGGGUAAAAUCGAAGAAAAAGGGGUCCUAGAAGACGACAAAUACCUUGGCCGAAAAAUAAUCGCAAAUGGACCGGGUUAAACACACAGACGCUUUUAAGAAAAGCAGAAGAUAGAUAUUCAUUAUUUAUACGAACACUAAUACUGUUGAUUUCAGCAAAAUCGCAUAAAAGAGAUUGAGAGCGUAGGCGCAACAUUUCGGACCAAUGCUUUUUAAAUGCAUUCAUUUUUUUUUCGAAUCCUGAGAAAACUAAUAAAUAUUUUUGAAAAAUUACAUUAUUACCGAGAGCCCAAAGUCCCUUAGACUAAACAAAAAUUUUUUUGAAUGAUAUAUUUGAAAUUAAAAAUCAUACCAAAUUUUCUCUUUUUUUUUCACCUCUGUGAUAAACAUUAUAGAAGUUUUCAGGGACUUUCGGCCCUCAGUAAUAAUGUAAUAUUUCAUUCUGCGUUUAAAUUUUUCAAAAAUACUUAUUAGUUUUCUCAGGAUUCGAAAAAAAUGAAUGCCUUUAAAAAGCAUUGCGCCUACGCUCUUAACAAAUUGCUUGCGGGAUUUCUCAAUGGGCCGGAUAAAGUAAGCAAAAGGGCCGGAUCCGGCCCGCGGUCCGGCUUUUGCCCACCCCUGCUCUAGACAGACUAUAAGCCAUUGUGUGUCAGACUGCCCAAAUCGUGUCUACCGUGGAAACCUCCAAGACUUUGUGGAAUGUUCCCCAGAAGCAAUUGCAUGACUGUAAAUUAGACCUUAAUAUUUAGUUUCAUUCAUUCUAUUAGUGUUGCCAUAAUAUAUUUGUGUAUUUAUCGUACUGUAAAAGUCCAUACGCUAAAUAAAAAAUAUAUACCAUAAAA